AUGUCAAGUCAGAGAACUCCAUUACGGACCAGAGCUUCGUUUACAGGACCUAUAUCAUCCACCCCUUCCAAUCAAACUACGGUUCCAAGAGCCAGUUAUACCGAAUUAAGGCCUCCGUCUCGAACAUUCAGAACAUCAUCACCUCGAGUUGGUCCUUUAAGUAAUUCUCAAAUAUCACAAUCACAAUCUCGAUCAAGACCUGGUUCAGCUUUAGGAACAAUUGGAAGUAGUCGACCAAGUACACCUUCUUUCACUAGAAAUCAUGAACCUUAUACAGGUACUAUAACAGUAUCGAUAAGACCCAAUCCUCAUAGUUAUAAUCCUUCACAGUCAAAUGCUUGGGAAGUUGAUCAUUUUUCCAAUACCAUUACUCAUACAGGUGAUCUCAGUACUUUUUCAUUUGAUAAUGUUUUCCCACCUCGAAUUGAAUUAACGAAUAAAGAAGUUUAUGAUAAGAGUUGUUCCAAUAUCGUUCAGAAUUUCAUAAAUAAUGGUUAUAAUGGGACUGUAUUUGCAUAUGGGAUGACCGGGUCUGGUAAGACGUUUUCUAUGAAGGGUGAUGUGGGAGAUCCUGGAUUUGUAGAAUUAACAAUUGAUGAUAUUUUUAAUAAGAUUGAAACUGAUAAAUUUCAUAAAGAGUAUGAGAUAUCAGUUAAUUACUUGGAAAUUUAUAAUGAGAAAGUGAUUGAUUUAUUAGAAGUUAAUAAUGUGAUGAAUUCAGAUUUAAAAAUAAGAGAUGAUCCUAUUCAUGGGACAAAAAUAGUAGGGAUAUCAAAUCCAAUUAUAACUACUAAAGAUCAAUUAUUACAAUUAAUCAAGAAAGGGGAUAAUAAUAGAAAAACAAGUGCCACUGAUUUCAAUGCUCGUUCAUCAAGAUCUCAUUCCAUCCUUCAAAUAAGACUUUCAACUAUAGAUCUUAUAAAUAAAACUGAACAACAUGCUACCCUUUCAUUAUGUGAUUUAGCAGGUUCAGAAAGAGCAACUUCAAAUGUGGAAAGAAGAAAAGAAGGGGCAUUCAUUAAUAAAUCAUUAUUAGCAUUAUCAACUGUCAUAAGUAAAUUAUCCAUGAUGUCAAAUGGGAAUGGUAAUAGUGAACAUAUACCAUAUCGUGAUUCUAAAUUAACAAGAUUAUUACAACCUGCCUUAUCAGGAUCUUCAUUAAUUCUGAUCCUUUGUACGAUUCAUUUAGGUUCAGCUACAUUGAAUCAACUGUUUGUAGCAGAAACUUAUAAUACAUUAAGAUUUGCUACGAGGGCUAAAGAUAUUAUCAUAACCGUGGAAAAGAAUUCAACAUCAAAAUUAAGUGAUAGUGAUUCAUUUAAGAUUAUUGAAGAAUUAAAGAGAACGAUUGAAAAUCAAAAUAAUGAAAUAACGAUAUUGAAAUUGAAUACGAAUAAUGAUAGUCACAAUACUAGUCCAAGUAGUAGUGAAGAUUAUCCAAUGAUUGAUAAUUCCCGACUUUCAGAUCUUGAAGCCGAGAAUAGAAUAUUACAUGAGAAAUUAGAACAUUUUACAAGGUUGACAGAUUUACAAAAGACUGAAACUGUGAUAUUGAAAAAUGAUACUUUAAAUGAUAUACUAGGAUCAGGAUCUCAUUCGCUGCAAAUGGUAAUGGCUAAUUUUGAAGAAUAUUAUAAGAGGGUCAAUUAUGAAAUUGAAGAAUAUAAAGGAUACAUUAACCAUUUAGAAUCACAAUUGAAGCAUGCGUACGAACAGAAUGCUACCAUGCCACCCCAUAACAAUAAUAAUAAUAAUAAUAAUGAAUUACUGAAAUUUGCUAGUAAACAUUUUGAAGCUAUUUUGAAAGAUCAAGAAGAAGAAAUCCUACAAUUAAAGGAAAUGCUUAAAGAUAAAGAUCAUAUUAUCAAGGGAUUAACCAAGAGUACAAAGUUAAGACGAUUAGCAGAUUCAAACUCUGCUAACAUUAGCGUGGUAUCUCUGGGAUCUAAUAAUGAUCAUCAACUGGGCCCCAAACCAAUCGUUAAAAUGGCUAGUUCCAUGACCUCCCCCACCAGAUCCAACAAAGAAAACGAGAGAUACUUACGCGAGUUCAACAUUAGUCCUAGGAAACCCAAAGCUACCAUUGAUAUCUCUGAAACCAAUGGGAUUAAGUUCGUUAUAUAG
Scheffersomyces coipomensis is the source of this 2124-nucleotide messenger RNA. It is a transcript of the gene KIP2, whose product is annotated as Kip2p. Gene Ontology annotation, molecular function: microtubule motor activity; ATP binding; microtubule binding. Lineage: Eukaryota; Fungi; Ascomycota; Pichiomycetes; Serinales; Debaryomycetaceae. Bases 1 to 2124 code for a protein of 707 amino acids. The transcript has a single exon. Gene Ontology annotation, biological process: microtubule-based movement. The record is from RefSeq and is a predicted model, not a curated record.